Messenger RNA from Populus nigra (black poplar), 1264 nucleotides. RefSeq names its product methylsterol monooxygenase 2-2. Gene Ontology annotation, molecular function: iron ion binding; C-4 methylsterol oxidase activity. The record is from RefSeq and is a predicted model, not a curated record. The coding region runs from base 188 to 997 and encodes 269 amino acids. Gene Ontology annotation, biological process: sterol biosynthetic process; 4-alpha-methyl-delta7-sterol oxidation. Lineage: Eukaryota; Viridiplantae; Streptophyta; Magnoliopsida; Malpighiales; Salicaceae. The transcript has 7 exons.
AGCCCAAGAGGAAGAAAAGAAAAGAGAUGGGCCAGCGAUUAUUCUAACUCCGGUGACAGACUGUACUGUACUGUCUCAUUAACCCUGCGGCCUCAUAAAGCUCACUCUCACUGUCACCUCAAAUCUUUUUCAAAGUUUUGUAGUGAAAAUCAAAGGAACGAGGGAGUAAACGAGCUUCUUCACUCUCAUGGCUUCCAUCAUCGAAUCUGGCUGGCUGUAUUUGAUCACGCACUUCAGUGAUUUUCAGUUGGCAUGUCUUGGAAGUUUCUUUCUUCAUGAAAGCGUCUUCUUCUUGUCUGGACUUCCUUUCAUAUAUCUCGAAAGGGCUGGAUGGCUGAAAAAGUACAAAAUUCAGAUGAAAAACAACACCCCUGCAGCUCAGGAGAAAUGUAUUGUUCGCUUACUCUUGUAUCAUUUUGGUGUUAAUCUACCAGUUAUGCUAGCCUCCUAUCCUGUCUUCAGACACAUGGGCAUGCAAAGUAGUCUUCCAUUCCCGUCCUGGAAAGUAAUUCUAAUGCAGAUAAUAUUCUACUUCAUCCUGGAAGAUUUUAUAUUCUAUUGGGGACACCGGUUCUUACAUACAAAAUGGCUGUACAAGCAUGUGCACAGUAUCCAUCAUGAAUAUGCUACACCAUUUGGAUUAACUUCUGAAUAUGCUCACCCUGCUGAGAUACUGUUCCUUGGUUUUGCUACUAUUGUUGGUCCUGCCAUCACAGGCCCCCACCUGGUAACUUUGUGGUUAUGGAUGGUACUAAGGGUCCUGGAGACAGUUGAAGCACAUUGUGGUUAUCAUUUCCCCUGGAGCCUCUCCAAUUUUUUACCUUUGUAUGGAGGUGCUGAUUUUCAUGACUACCAUCACCGCUUGCUGUAUACUAAAUCUGGAAACUACUCAUCUACUUUCACUUACAUGGACUGGGUAUUUGGUACCGAUAAAGGUUACAGAAAGCUGCAAGCAUUGAAGAAUGCUGGAGUGGAAAAUGGCGGCAAGCAAACCUAAUGUAGAGAAGAUUCUUUUAUUUUAUCUUGACAUCAGAUAUGGGUUCCUGAUAUGCGGGCAUCUUUGACAAGUUGUUUCCCAGCAUUUCUCUUGUGCAAACCACCUUCUGUGUUAAGUCGAUGCUCAUGUUACAGCAUGUUAGUAUACUUUGAAUCAGUGGAAAGCUUUUUCUAGACAUUUUGUGCUCAUCUGUUCCCUGCAUAAAUGGAGUUGCUGUCCCGAUUUAAACCUUUUUUGUUUCAAAUUAUGAAGAAGAAUCCUUCUUCC